UGGGCCGGAACUCUCUAGGCCUUUAUUUAGACGGGUAAAGGUAAGGAAGGAUCGUCUCUUCCUAAUUUGCAUGCUCGCUUAGUCGCUUUAGUCUUUUUACAGAUUCAGUACCUCUCCUGAACCCACACCGGUAGCAGCAGAAGCUACUACAAACUACAUAUACGGAGGACUCUGAGAGUUUGUUGUCCCUUCGGGGACAUCCGAUAAAAUUGGAACGAUACAGAGAAGAUUAGCAUGGCCCCUGCGCAAGGAUGACACGCACAAAUCGAGAAAUGGUCCAAAUUUUUUUUGUCCCUUUAACUUUUUGAUCGCUGCUCGGCUUCUGCUGCGUGUUUGAAGCUGUACAAUGUUUUCUUCUUGCUGAUUCUACUUCGAAAUCGGCUCUAUAAACAUCAGGAGCAAAAUUGUAUCCUUAAUGUGUUUGCUUCCACACAUUUAAGUGUGAUCCAAUGUUAGCACACCAGACUGCUAGAAAGGUUUCCAGGUGGAGAAGAUCUUGUGCCUACCGUGUGCUUGAUUAUUACACUGUGCCUGAAAUGGAACUCCAGAGUACCAAGGGUGAACCACAGAAAGAAACAUUUUCAUUUAAGCCACAUGAACAAAACAAAGUAUAUCUUAACAGGAAGGAGGGCAAGGCAGGAUCAUAUAUAUGGCAAAGACAAACAAACAGAUAUUCACUAAAUCCUGUCUUCAACCAAAAACCUGAUGUGCCUGGAGCAGCGCAUGAUUCUUUUCAUAAGUUACGCCACUGUUAUGGCACCCAAUCAUAUCCCAGCAAUGGCCUAAACAAGGUAUUGGGAUGUAUGCCUGGGAUUGUGAGAAUAGUAGAGGUGGGUCCAAGAGAUGGCUUGCAAAAUGAGAAAAAUAUCAUACCUACAAGUGUGAAGGUUGAACUAAUAAAAAUGCUUGUUUCUGCUGGGCUGUCGGUUGUGGAAGCUACAAGUUUUGUGUCGCCAAAGUGGGUACCGCAGCUUGCUGAUGCAAGGGAAGUAAUUCAAGAAAUUCAAAGUAUUGAAGGAGUGCGAUUUCCAGUAUUAACACCAAAUAUGAAAGGUUUCGAGGCUGCUGUUUCAAGUGGGGCUCAAGAAGUUGCAGUAUUUGCUGCUGCCUCUGAGUCAUUUUCUCGGUCAAAUAUAAAUUGUAGCAUUGAAGAGAGUCUCGCCAAAUAUCGUGAUAUUGCUCGCGCAGCCAAAAACCACUCCAUUCCAGUUCGUGGAUAUGUAUCAUGUGUUGUGGGCUGUCCAGUGGAAGGAUCAGUAUCUCCUUCCAAAGUUGCCUAUGUUGCUAAACAACUUCUAGAUAUGGGUUGCUUUGAAAUAUCCCUUGGUGAUACAAUUGGGGUUGGCACUCCAGGUACGGUCAUUCCAAUGCUAGAUGCUGUCUGUGAAGUUGUUCCUGUGGAGAAGCUUGCUGUCCAUUUUCAUGAUACAUAUGGCCAAGCCCUGUCUAACAUUCUUGUGUCCUUACAGAUGGGAAUCAGCACAGUGGAUUCAUCUGUAUCAGGACUAGGGGGGUGUCCAUAUGCCAAAGGUGCAUCAGGAAAUGUGGCGACUGAAGAUGUUGUGUAUAUGCUCAAUGGGAUGGGAGUGAAAACAUUUGUAGAUAUGUCAAAGCUUAUGCUUGCCGGAGAAUUCAUCUGCAAGCAUUUGGGCCGAACUUUAGGCUCUAAGGUGGCAAUUGCCCUAACCAAACGAUCCCCGUCUAUUACUUCCAAACUUUGAGGUACUUUGUGGGAGGCACCCCCUAGUGUCUCAUGUACUGGAAAUAUCAUAUCACACUCCUAGGGAAUUAAGAGAAGAAUAUGCAAUGCUUAUAAGCUAGUUGACCUCCCUUCAGAAUCUAUAUAUGGAGAUGUAUUUCUGUUUGUGGACACACCAAAUGUAAUGGGUGGCAGUACAAAAUCUUCUGUAUUUACUGAACUGGAAUUCCAUAUAUCGGAUCGGUCAUGAGUGGUUGGCUGCCGGGAGCAGGGCCAGCCCUAGAACUCCUGAAAUACAUCCUCAAGAAUGGAGGCUCAAUUCAAAUUAGUGAUAAAACCUGCUAAAAUAAAUAUUUGGAUUUUUAUUUUGCAAUUGGAUCGUCAAUAUGUAUCACAAUCCGCUAAUGUAAUUGUUGGGAUGUUUUUAAUUGGAUUCAUUUUGAUCCUAAACAGGUUAGAUAAGAUCAAAUCAGAUCAAAUUGAAAUAAAUUAUAUAUAAGCAAGCAAACAACCAGGGGUGGACUUGUGCCAGUUCAGUCCUCUUCCCCGGGAAAAAUAUAG
Molecule: messenger RNA, 2260 nt
Organism: Cuscuta europaea
Lineage: Eukaryota; Viridiplantae; Streptophyta; Magnoliopsida; Solanales; Convolvulaceae
Source: the annotation of a GenBank genome assembly